Molecule: messenger RNA, 2184 nt
Organism: Malurus melanocephalus (red-backed fairy wren)
Lineage: Eukaryota; Metazoa; Chordata; Aves; Passeriformes; Maluridae
Product: ovocleidin-116-like
Exons: 4
Coding region: 1-2184 (727 amino acids)
Biological process (GO): biomineral tissue development
Cellular component (GO): extracellular matrix
Molecular function (GO): extracellular matrix protein binding
Source: RefSeq, a predicted model, not a curated record
AUGCAAACAGCCCUCGUCUGCCUGUGCCUGCUCAGCACAGUCUUUGCCACACCUGUGCCACUGCCACUGCCUGGRAGAGCUGCCGGGAACUGUGCGGGACAGCACCGGAUACUUCUCAAAGGCUGUAAUGCCAAGCACGGCUUCUACAUUUUCAAAUAUGUCUACUCAUUCUCAACACGGAGGAACCAGACACAGAUAAAGAAAGAAGAGGCUGACCACCAGAGURUCCUCCCCAGCCGCCGGCUGGAUGAGGACAAUGCCAGGCGGGAGCUGCCGGAGACCAGGACGKCCCCAGAACACAGUGACAACAGCAGCACUGAAGUGAUCGAGUAUGGGAUUAUCUUCAAGCCUGAAAACCGCAGCACCCCAGGCAUUGGCAGUGAUGGUCCCAGUGUUCGCCCUGGCACUGGCACAGGAACCCGUGGUGGUGGUGGCAGUGACGCAGGUCCCACCCCAUCCAGCUCAGAGGGCAGCGGMGAUCUGGAUUUGGUGGUGGAAGUUGAUGGCGGUGUUCCCAUUCUCCCUCAGGGUGAACGCCCCGGUGAGGUUGUGGUGGGGAACAGGUCCCAUGGCAGGAGCGAGGACAAGGAUGACGGUGUCCCCAGGGUGGUUCCAGCGGAGGGAGCUGUGACCACUGAGAGGGGGAGGGUCCCUACCACCAGAGGACCAGGGGGUGAGGGCAGUGGGGAGGCCACUGUCUCUGGCCAAGGGCAGGAGGGUGUCAGGCGGGGUACAGGCACGGGAGGUGUCACCCUGGCCUCUGUCACGGAGAAGAAGAUGGAAGAUGUCCAAGUGGAUGCUGCUGGUGUGGAUGAAUACGCUUACAUUCCCGACUCGGGUAGCGUCACCAUCACCCGUGGGAGCUUGGGCAGCACAGCUGGCACCACCAGCUUCACCCAGAUCUCCCCGGACAAGGAUGAUGAGGUCAACAUCUUCAUUGGGAAGGCAAACAUCCACGUGGGGGAGCAGGAAACCACCCAGGCURGUGCCACAGAGGGCAGCGAGGAUGACGGCACCUCCACUGCGGGAACCAGCAGCCCCCUCCCCUGGCUGCACAUCACUGAGGCACCCAGUGGCGGUGACGAUGACAGCAUCCCUGCUAGCAGGCAGCCUGAAGGACCGGCCACCACAGCCACCCCAACYCGUGGGGACAGCGUCACCAGCAGCACCAGGGAUGGCCGCCCCACUGGAGAUGACGAGGAAGGUGCCACCACCACUGGUGUUGAUGGACGACUGGUAACCCCUGUCCCCUGGAGAGUCACUGAUGGUGACGUUACCAUCCCGACAGUGCCCAGCAUCCGAGGGAAAGAUGAUGAUGAGGUGAGAGGAGAGGGGCAGAAGUACAAGGGGGAGCCAGACCAUGUGGCUGCCACRACCCCCCGCCAGUGGGGUGGUAAGGGGGCUGCCGUCACUGUCCCAGCCGAGUGGGCCACCAUCCKCCCGGCCACUACCGAGAGGGGCCGCACCACCCCGUCGGUGACAACCAGCAGCCACAGGGCAGUCAUGAGCACUGUGCUGGGCAGAGGAGCGAGCGGCGAAGUGGGGACAACCACCCCCAGACCCCGUGUGGAGGGACGGCCCGAGGCAGGGAUAUGGGGCCGCCCGGGGGGAGCAGGGCUGGACAAGACACCCAGGACUGACAAAGAACCCUCGGCAAGUGGGAAACCCGGCAGCUGGGCAUCCAGUGGGGCCCAGACAAGUGUUGGUGGCCAUGACGGUGACGAUGGGGGGAGGUGGCAUGUCACCAAAGCAGGGGCCAGCCCCGCUCCACAGGUAGAGCAAGACACGGGCAGCAUGGCAGGAGGCAGAGGGCAGGAACGGGGGCGAGGCGGACAGAGCGGGGCAGCAGUGCCAGGGGCCGGGGGCAGCCGCCUGCCUGGACACCGUGGCAGGAGGCCAGGGGCCGGGGCACCGGGCACGUUCGCGGCGCUUGGCCGCAGCAGGCAGCUGGACCAGGUGAAACGCGCCGACGAGCUCCAUGUCCGAGAGCGGGCCUUCUACACCCUGGGCGGGGCAGGCGGCGGCCCCCAYGGCCCCUACCCUGGGCUGGGCAGCGCCGACAGCAGCCAGUCCUCCGAGGGGGAGAGGGGCAGCCACAGCGAGAGCGGACAGACGGGACUGCGGCCCUCAGGGUGGGGAUCCCCMGGGUACCCCCAAGGCCGCUGGAUCCAGGGCCCGCUCUGA